Molecule: messenger RNA, 2479 nt
Organism: Paraphaeosphaeria sporulosa
Lineage: Eukaryota; Fungi; Ascomycota; Dothideomycetes; Pleosporales; Didymosphaeriaceae
Product: vegetative incompatibility protein HET-E-1
Exons: 5
Coding region: 203-2479 (758 amino acids)
Molecular function (GO): protein binding
Source: RefSeq, a predicted model, not a curated record
GUGUUUCUGAAGCCUUAUUGGCCCCGCGACGCCUGCCUGCAAUGCAGCAGCGCUCAGCCCCGUUAGCCCUCUCAGCCUCGUGCAGCAACGAUGGAUCGUAGCACUGCAACCAGCUUGACAGCGGCCUGGCUGCUGCGGCAGUCUACGAUCACACGAAGCCCCAUCGAUCAGUUUACUUCAUCUCCGCCGCAGACUUCACAUCAUGGACGGUCUUUCGGGCGCAGCAAGCGUCAUCGCGGUGAUUGACGUAUCCGCCAAAAUUAUCUCGCUGUGCCUCCAGUACUCUAAAGCCGUCAAAGAUGCCAAAGAUGAUAUCGAGCGUGUACAGAGAAAGGUUAGCGAUAUCACCCACAUCCUAGAGCAGAUCAAGCAGCUCCUCGACAGCCAGGACAAGACGCGGCUCUCUACCACUCAGGGCCUCUUUAGCUCGCUCGCAAAAUGCCUAAAGGAGCUAGAAAACCUGCAAGUGGAGCUAGAACCAGGAAAGGGCCGCAAGACUAUGAGUCGGAUCGGCUUCCGUGCGCUCAAAUGGCCGUUCACGAGCAAGCACGUUGACAAGAUCGUUUCGAGCUUGGAGGGAUACGAACAGAGCUUUAGCUUAGCGCUACAGGUUGACCAGACAACUGUCGUGUUGAGCAUAGACCAGAAACUAGAUCUAGCCAAACUACCCAUCGCCCAAGGCGCAUCCUAUGACUCGCAUACGGAGGAACACAACGCGCGAUGCCUACCGAACACCCGUACUGCACUGCUGCAAGACAUAACAAACUGGGCACAAGAUAAGGAUGGCAAGUCUAUAUUCUGGCUUAGCGGCAUGGCUGGCACAGGGAAGUCUACGAUUGCGCGGACAAUCGCAGAGUCAUUUGCCAGCCACGGUCAGCUGGGAGCAAGCUUCUUCUUCAAGAGAGGUGAAGGUGAGCGCGGCAACGCCUCACGGUUCUUUACUACUAUCGCCACUGAUUUAGUCGCCUGCGAGCCAGGCAUAGUGCCCGGCAUUAGGAAGACGCUCAACAAGGACUCGGCCAUCUCAUAUAAAGCUCUAAAAGACCAAUUCGAGAAACUCAUCUUGCAGCCACUUCUAGAGAUUAAACAGACUCGUUCGCAGGCUUUAGUGCGAGUUAUUGUAAUUGACGCGCUCGACGAAUGUGAACAAGAAGCGGACAUUAGGGCGAUCCUCCAGCUCCUCGCUCAGACAAAAGAUAUUCGCCCAGUGCCGCUACGGAUCGUGGUCACUAGUCGGCCGGAGCUCCACAUCCGCUUAGGCUUCAAGGAGAUGGCGAACGGCACAUACCAAGACUUAGUCCUCCACGAAGUACCAAAGAGCACCAUUGAGCAUGACAUUCGUCUGUUCUUAGAGCACGAGCUUGGUACGAUACGAAAAGAACGCAUGCUAGCUCCAGAUUGGCCAGCGCAACAGCAGAUCCUCGCGCUGGUUGAGCUGGCUGUGCCGCUGUUUAUCUACGCUGCCACUGUGUGUCGGUAUGUUGGCAGCAAAGGAAGCAGUCCUACGGCUUUUCUAAACAAGGUCCUGCAGUAUCAGAAAGCGACCUUCUCGCAGCUAGAACGGACAUACCUCCCUGCGCUUGAUCAGCUGCUUAGUGAGCAAGAGGAAGACGAGAAGGAGACAUGGCUUCAGGCUUUCCGAGAAGUCGUUGGCAGUAUCAUUGUACUCGAAAGCCCACUCUCUACUGUCUCACUUGCCUGCCUGCUCCAAGUCCCGCAAGAAGAGAUUCAGUGUCGACUUGACUCUUUGCACUCUGUGCUUAGUGUUCCCAAUAAUAAAGACGCGCCUGUUCGCCUCUUACACUCAUCCUUUCGCGAAUUCCUUGUUAGUCCAAAAAAACAAGGAAAUAGCUCAUUCUGGGUAAAUAAAGAAAGGACACACCAGAAGCUUGCAUCUCACUGCCUUAGGCUCAUGUCUGGAUCUAGCGGACUUCGUCAGAACAUGUGCAGCCUAUCAGGCCCUGGAGUGCUAAGGGGCGAAAUAGAUGAGAAGACAAUUGCUACUAGUCUGCCAACUGAUCUACAGUAUGCGUGUCGCUACUGGAUUAAUCAUCUUAAGCAGAUGCCAGAAAAGAUUAAGAUGCUGUCUAUAGCAGAAACAGACUGGGACGCGUGUCGCAGCACGCUCGAGGGCCAUUCCGAUGAAGUCAGCGCGGUGACAUUCUCGCCAGAUGGGCAGCUGGUCGCGUCGGCAUCUGACGACAACACAGUACGGCUGUGGGAGACAGUAACAGGGACGUGUCACAGCACGCUCGAGGGCCAUUCCAGUGAAGUCAGCGCGGUGGCCUUCUCGCCAGACGGGCAGCUGACAGUACGGCUGUGGGAGACAGCAACAGGGACGUGUCGCAGCACGCUGGACAGCCCUUCUGCUUAUAUCGAUCAUGUCGAUUUCUCUCCAGAUGGCCAGAUACUCCGCACUGACAGAGGCGAUAUUCCUGUGCCUCAAAAUCCUUAUAUUAUAGGCACUAACCCAAUCUAG